AUGCCACAUAACAUAUCAAGAUUUCCCAUCUCUGAGCUGACCCAGAGAACAGAACUUAGACCCGCUGGAUUAUCCCAUAAAAUGAAAUUAGUUGCAUCGCCUCAUUUUGCUGCAUCCCACCCAGCUAAAACUGCAUGUACAGGUACUCCACAGCAACCUGUACAUGUUCUUGUGAGCUGUCCUGUAGAGGAACCUGUAGAGCUCGGUGAAAUGAUGAUCGUUUCCACUCUAGUUCUAUCACUGGCAAUUAUCAUCAAUUAUAUUGAAUUUAGUUCCAAUUUUGAGUGCUUACCUAAUGGCGAACCCAUUCCUGGUGUUCUUUGUUCCGGAACUCCUGAUUCUCCUGAACAUUCCCCUUCUUCUGUUAGGUCAAGGACAAGGUCUCCUCCUGGCGCCAAGCCUCCUCUUACUAGGCUGAUAGUUCCACCUAACAGGCUUCCUUCUUCCAACAGCAAACGUGGAUAUGAUCUUGAACACAUGAAGUUUCUUCGGCUCAUUCACCGCAAUAAUAAGAACCGGAUAUUCGAAUUUCGUAAAUACACUUUUCCAGCCGAUACACGACUUAAAUUUAAAGUAGCAGUUGGUAUCUUUGAACCUUUGGAAAACCAAGAACAAAUUGUUAUAACCACAUCCGCUGGUGACGUUUUUGCAAUUUUGUCGGGCACUUAUCUUCUUGACGGAAUUUAUAUAUAUAGUAAUGCAAGUUUCAGACGGGCAAAAAUAAACAUCGUAACCAGCCAGGUUACUACAUUGACUCCAGAAGAAAUCAAUGAUGUUCCAAUAGGUCCUCACCGCCCAAUGUUAAGAUUUUUCCGAAUAAGCCGUUCCAAUCAGGUGUAAACCGCAAUGUGAUUAUAAGAUUUAGUUUCUUAUAAAAGAAAGAUUUAGAUUAUAUCUGGAAAGGUUCUGCGUUAGAUUACUUGAAAAUCAGGACCGUUUGAUAGCGUGUUUGUAAAACAACUACCUUUUUGUUUAGUAUGAUGCGGUUUAAACCAUUCUUUGGGAUUGU
Belonocnema kinseyi is the source of this 1009-nucleotide messenger RNA. RefSeq lists its product as uncharacterized. The transcript has 3 exons. The record is from RefSeq and is a predicted model, not a curated record. NCBI's taxonomy places the organism in Eukaryota, Metazoa, Arthropoda, Insecta, Hymenoptera, Cynipidae. The coding region runs from base 1 to 840 and encodes 279 amino acids.